AAAGGCUCAAGAGACUCAGAACUGGACAGAGGUCCCAACCCUGAAGAACCUCUUCAGAAUCCAGAUUUCUGAAUCUGCUCUGCACCUAGAGAGACUCCAAACCACUUCUUGACAAUGGGGAACUGGGUGGUUAACCACUGGUUGGCAGUUUUGUGUCUGGUUGCUUGGUUGGGACUGAAUGUUUUCCUCUUUGUACACACCUUCCUGAAAUAUGAGAAGGAUGACAAAUACUACUACACAAGAGAAAUUCUUGGGACAGCGUUGGCUGUGGCCCGAGCCUCUGCUUUCUGCUUGAAUUUUAACAGCAUGCUGAUCCUGAUUCCUGUGUGUCGCAAUUUGCUGUCCUUCUUGAGAGGAUCCGUGAUUUUGCAGUCGCACACUGAGAAAGUCAUUGGAUCACAACCUCACCUUCCAUAAGCUGGUGGCAUAUAUGAUCUGCAUAUUCACAGCUAUCCACAUCAUUGCACACCUGUUUAACUUUGAACGCUACAGUAGAAGCCAUCAUGUCACAACUAUAACCCUUGCCUCUGUUCUCUCCAGCCUACAUCAUGACAAAGAGGGGGGUUUUUGGCUAAAUCCCAUAGCGUCGCCAGACAUGACAGUCUUGUAUGUGACAUUCACCACUAUUGCUGGUCUCUCUGGAGUGAUCAUCACCAUAGCCUUGAUUCUCAUGGUAACUUCAUCUAUGGAGUUUAUUCGGAGGCAUUAUUUUGAGCUCUUCUGGUAUACACACCACCUAUUUAUCAUCUAUAUGGUCUGUUUAUGGAUUCAUGGCUUGGGUGGAAUUGUCCGGAGUCAAACAGAGAAGAGCAUGAAUGAGAGUCAUCCCCAUAAGUGUGCACAGUCUUUUGAAAAGUGGGAUGAUCAUGACCCUGACUGCAAGGAGCCACAAUUUGAGGGACAUCCCCCUGAGUCUUGGAAGUGGACCCUUGCACCAUUUGCUCUAUAUAUCUUUGAAAGGUUUCUUCUCCGGUUUUAUCGCUCCCAGCAGAAGGUUGUGAUCACCAAGGUUGUUAUGCACCCAUCCAAAGUUUUGGAAUUGCAGAUGAAGAAGCGUGGCUUUAGCAUGGAAGUGGGACAGUACAUCUUUGUUAAUUGCCCCUCAAUCUCCUUCCUGGAGUGGCAUCCCUUUACUCUGACCUCUGCUCCAGAAGAAGAUUUCUUCUCCAUUCAUAUCCGAGCAGCAGGGGAUUGGACAGAAAAUCUCAUAAGGGUGUUUGAACAACAGAAUUCACUAAUUCCCAGGAUUGAGGUGGAUGGUCCCUUUGGCACAGCCAGUGAGGAUGUUUUUCAGUAUGAAGUGGCUGUGCUGGUUGGGGCAGGAAUUGGGGUCACUCCCUUUGCUUCCAUCUUGAAAUCCAUCUGGUUCAAAUUGCAGCAUUCGGACCACAAACUCAAAACACAAAAGAUUUAUUUCUACUGGAUCUGCAGGGAAACGGGUGCUUUUGCCUGGUUCAAGGACCUACUGACUUCCCUGGAACAGGAGAUGGAAGAAUCAGGCAAAGUGGGUUUUUUAAACUACCGUCUUUUCCUCACUGGAUGGAACAGCAACAUUGCUGGUCAUGUGGCAUUAAACUUUGACAAGGCUACUGACAUCCUGACAGGAUUGAAACAGAAAACCUUCUUUGGAAGACCAAUGUGGGACAAUGAGUUUUCUACAAUAGCUACCACCCACCCCAAGUCUGUGGUGGGGGUUUUUCUAUGUGGUCCUCUGACUUUGGCAAAGAGCCUGCGCAAAUGUUGUCACCAAUACUCCAGUCUGGAUCCUCGGAAGGUUCAAUUCUACUUCAACCAAGAAAAUUUCUGA
This is a messenger RNA of Urocitellus parryii (Arctic ground squirrel), 1807 nucleotides long. Lineage: Eukaryota; Metazoa; Chordata; Mammalia; Rodentia; Sciuridae. The record is from RefSeq and is a predicted model, not a curated record.